AUGACUAGUGCCGUCGGAUAUGAAAAUGCAAUCGAAGGUUGGAGAAAUGAUUAUGUCUCUAAUCGAAACUCAAAAAAGGGUUGGGAAAUAUUAGAAAACUUGGUGAAGAUGCAAACUGAAGGAAAUCAGCAAAUGGAAACCGACGAGAUGUCUGAGAACUGUGCAGCUUUUGAUGAUUUCAGCACUAAUCAGUUGAUCAAGCUAAUCAUUGGAGAUUUUACAGUUAAAGAUUUGCUAGUUGAUCACCAGGUGGUUCUUCUCGAAUUCAUUCCAUCAGCUCAUCCCAAUAUUCUUCGUCAUGUGGCUCGUAUUAUUCGUGAAAAAGAAGGCGCUUUGCCGUUUCUGAAAACGGAAUCAAUCGCUGUUGGAAUCGCAUUUGCUCGUAGAAUUACUGACAGCGAUGCUGGAGAAGAAAUCGGACGUCUUCUAGCACAUCUUGUCGAUAAUGAAAAGAUUUGUGAUGAGUUGAAAUUCAUACUGAAGAAUAACACCGGAAGAAACAACGCUAUGAAUAGAGCUAGCAUUUUUUCAAUUGCUACCGAACGAGCGGGUAUCUCUGCUGAUGCUUCAUGCAUUCGUUGGCUAUAUGAGGAAAUCCUUAAAGUUGUUCUGGACAAGGAAGAUAUGUUGGCUCAGCUCGACGCUAUAAAUAUAUUCGGGGAUAUUGCCUUGAGCGGAAAGCAGAAUGCAGAAAAAAUGAUUGAAUGGAAUAUUGUCGAAAAGAUUUCGGAGCUCAUGGAAAGAUCGAGACAAAAUCCUGAUCACGGAGAGAUGCACCUUUAUGGAACACGCUUCUUCUGCUACUUGGCUCGCUCCUGUCCACAAGUUCUGAAGACGUUCCCCGACUUCGUCAAUCGUCUCAUGUUUGAGAUCAGAAUCUUCAACGAUUUGGGCAUAACGGAUCGUCUCGCUGCUUUUGACCAUUUCGGAUGUCUAUGCUACUCUGUUGAAGCGAAAGAAAUGUUGGAAGACAUGUUCAAAAAUACAAACACUCUUGAUUCGACUCUUGCUGCCGCCGGAGCUGCUUUCGCGAUGGGGUCAAUUGAGAUGAAACGCUGCACUAUUCAGGCCAUCACUCUUAUUUUCGAAAAUGCCACCGAUGCUAUGGCUUCUUCAUGGUACGGACUAAUGGGUGACAAAGCACUAACACAAGUGGCUCUUGAUAACGUCAAGAAACCGUUCCCCGAGUUAAAAAACUGCAUCUAUGAUUUUUGGCAGCAGGUAUUCAAGUAUCCAACUCUUGUUCAGAAAUUCAUUGCAUUCCCUGGAUUCAUCAACUGGUCACUUGACGAAAAAUCCGAAAAUGCUCCGGAAUACGAAAUGCGUAAACGUCAAGUAAUUCGACGAGUGAUCGAUUUAUCGGAAAAGGAAUCGAAUAUAUUGAAUGCGGAUGCUGAACUCAUUGGGCGACUCAAGAAGUACCUCCAGCCAUCUGCAGCUCCUGCACCGCGUAUAGAAGAAAUGGCUCUAUAA
This is a messenger RNA of Caenorhabditis briggsae, 1473 nucleotides long. Lineage: Eukaryota; Metazoa; Nematoda; Chromadorea; Rhabditida; Rhabditidae. Gene Ontology annotation, biological process: proteasome assembly. Gene Ontology annotation, cellular component: cytosol. The transcript has 11 exons. The record is from RefSeq and is a predicted model, not a curated record. The coding region runs from base 1 to 1473 and encodes 490 amino acids.